AUGUUGGGGGAUAUUGUUAUUGCGGAGCCAAACGCAACCAUUGCAUUUGCGGGUAAAAGAGUGAUUGAACAAUUGUUGAAUGUGGAAGUGCCUGAAGGUUCCCAAUCGGCGGACCUUUUAUUCGACAAGGGAGUAUUGGAUUCAGUCGUACCACGUCAUUUUUUAAAGCAGUUUUUAACGGGGUUAUUUCAGUUCCAUGGUUUCGUUCCUUUGACUAAAAAUGAACUACAGGAAUAG
This is a messenger RNA of Lathyrus sativus (Indian pea), 237 nucleotides long. Lineage: Eukaryota; Viridiplantae; Streptophyta; Magnoliopsida; Fabales; Fabaceae. The record is from the annotation of a GenBank genome assembly.